AUGCCCAGACUAAUACAGCGAGAAGUGUUGGCCGAUGGACGAUGGACCCAGAAACUAAUCACUUGGGAACCUGCCGCUGAUCUCCAGUUGUUGCAUCUUCAGCAGAUCAUCGCAAAGCUGGAGUCGCGAUUCGAGAAGCUCAUUGACCGAAAACGCUUUAUGGAACAGAAUUUCCAGCGAACUGCCCGAACGCAGCAAGCGCAUUAG
Messenger RNA from Phytophthora nicotianae INRA-310, 207 nucleotides. RefSeq lists its product as hypothetical. The coding region runs from base 1 to 207 and encodes 68 amino acids. NCBI's taxonomy places the organism in Eukaryota, Oomycota, Peronosporomycetes, Peronosporales, Peronosporaceae. The transcript is spliced from 2 exons. The record is from RefSeq and is a predicted model, not a curated record.